Molecule: messenger RNA, 1666 nt
Organism: Asparagus officinalis (garden asparagus)
Lineage: Eukaryota; Viridiplantae; Streptophyta; Magnoliopsida; Asparagales; Asparagaceae
Exons: 8
Coding region: 505-1407 (300 amino acids)
Source: RefSeq, a predicted model, not a curated record
UGCACCUAACUCUCAAAUCAAGUUACUACAAAACUAGAAACAUCAAGUUCAAGCAAUGAUAUGGGGUGAUGUUAUUUUUCGUACUCUUCUGCAAAUUAUAAAAUUCCAAAUGGGCCAUUUAACAAAAAUCAACCGUCAAUUUAAUCACAAGUCGUCGUCGGCUGGAUGUUUCAUGAAGAUUGACAAAGAUAUUUGUACACCAUUACUAGCUAGUCACUGUUUUUUGUCUACCCGACUUUCGUCCAUUUCUUGUUUUUUAAGCCAAUUUAAGCCCUUGUUGACAGCGAAUCCUGCUGGCUUUCUACGCAAAAAAUCCGAAUUUCUCAUGCAAAAUAAAUAUUAAUUGUGUAUCAAAUAACAAUAUAUAGUUAUGAUUGAGAAAUGGGAGAAAAUAAACCCUGUAUUGUAAUAAGUUGUAGCUGCAGUUAUGUCGAAUAUCCGUUUAUAUCCGUGAUCAUAUCCGAUCCGAUUCUUAAAUAUCCGAACCGUAUCAGUUUCCGAUAAAUGUGGAUAUGGUUAAUGUUUUUUCUUACCGAGGGUGAUCCGUAUCCGUAUCCGUUUAUAAAAAGCGGAUAUGGAUAUGGUAAACGUCAUAUGCGAACCGUAUCCGCUCCGAUAACACCCCUAUUCGUGGUGCAUCAGGUGAUGAUGGCAAUAAAGGAUGUGGAUGGGAUGUUCUCGACCUUGGAUCCGGAGUACUAUGACAUUCUCAUGAAGGACCGCGAGCAGGAAAAGUUAAUAUUGGACUCGACAGACAAAACAACUUCUAUUUUUAAAGAAUUUAUGUUGAGGGUUGCAAAGUUUGACGAGCUGGUUGACAUAGCACACCAGUAUCUUAAUAACUUUUGUCAAGAACUAGAAAAAUAUAAAAGACCUCAGGUUCACAAGACAUCUCCAUUGGUUGAUCACAUAAUAGAAGCCAAUCAAACAAAUAGAAUGAAGGUAUAUAUUGAAGCUGGAUCUAGACACCGGUAUGAUGACAUAAAAAAUAUAAGCAUGUUAUAUUCAUGCACACAACGGCUUCAAGAGCAUCUAACAGAAGUGAAAGUUCUGCUUCAUGAGCUCGAAUCCCUUAAGGAAGAUGCAAUUGAUAUUGCACAGAGAGUAAACCGAAGUACUACGCAAUUUUUAGACAUGCAUAUCAGUGACAAGGAAAGGCUUUCCUUUGAAGAGGAAGACAUGGUAGAAUCGUUGCACCUUCAAGACAAAUCGACAUCUCAUGCGACUUUGAUGGCAGUCAUAUAUAAUAUGUUUAGGCUAGACUAUGCCAUGCAGGAGAAGAUCAUCAAUUCUAUUAAUUUGGUGGAUACGAAAUCAGAACAGUUGGAAAGCUACUGUUUCAUGUGGAAGCUACGGCCAUAUAUAAAUGACGAUGUCAUGCGUCAGGGUUGGAAACUUGUUCCUUGAUGAUGGUUGGCUAUUUAUUCGCUAAGGAAGCUGGUAUCCAAAGUGGAUGUGCCCAUCCAGCUGCUAACUGAAUGAAAGGGCUCUUCCUCUCAGUCCGGUUCCUCAGUGAAAGCACUCCUACAUUUUGUUUCAUUUUGUAUGAUAUCAGUUGUAUCCUGUAAUUUGUGUCGACACAUAAAGAUUUUGGUUUGUACUGUGUAUGUAUAAUGGUUACUUUAUUCUGUUUAGAAAAAAUAAGAUAUCAGUGCAAUUAUUCAUA